GGAGGAGGAGUGGGGACCGGGCGGGGGGUGGAGGAAGAGGCCUCGCGCAGCGGAGGGAGCAAUUGAAUUUCAAACACAAACAACUGCACAAGCGCGCACCCUUCGUACCGGAGCGUUGCCCCAGAUCCGCGCCCGCCCCGUCCGUGCGGCGCGCGGGCGGAGUCGCCGUGGCCGCGCCGGAGCCCGGGCCGGGGGCCACCAUCGAGGCGGGGGCCGCGCGAGGGCCGGAGCGGAGCGGCGCCGCUACCGCCGCACGCGCAAACUUGGGCUCGCGCUUUCCGGCCCGGCGCGGAGCCCGGGGCGCCCGGAGCCCCGCCAUGUCGCGAUCCAACCGGCAGAAGGAGUACAAAUGCGGGGACCUGGUGUUCGCCAAGAUGAAGGGCUACCCACACUGGCCGGCCCGGAUUGACGAGAUGCCGGAGGCUGCCGUGAAAUCAACAGCCAACAAAUACCAAGUCUUUUUUUUCGGGACCCACGAGACGGCAUUCCUGGGCCCCAAAGACCUCUUCCCUUACGAGGAGUCCAAGGAGAAGUUUGGCAAGCCCAACAAGAGGAAAGGGUUCAGCGAGGGGCUGUGGGAGAUCGAGAACAACCCCACCGUCAAGGCUUCUGGCUACCAGUCCUCCCAGAAAAAGAGCUGUGUGGAAGAGCCCGAAGCCGAGCCCGAAGCCACUGAGGGUGACGGCGACAAGAAGGGGAACGCCGAGGGAAGCAGCGAUGAGGAAGGGAAGCUAGUCAUUGACGAGCCAACCAAGGAGAAGAACGAGAAGGGAGCGCUGAAGAGGAGAGCGGGGGACCUGCUGGAGGACUCCCCCAAACGUCCUAAGGAAGCAGAAGACCCUGAAGGCGAGGAGAAGGAGGGGGCCGCCUUGGAGGGUGAGAGGCCCCUCCCAGUGGAGGCAGAGAAGAACAGUACCCCAUCUGAGCCCGGCUCUGGCCGGGGGCCUCCUCCGGAGGAAGAAGAGGAGGAAGAAGAGGAAGAGGCUGCCAAGGAAGACUCGGAGGCCCCGGGCAUGAGAGAUCACGAGAGCCUGUAGCCACCAAUGUUUCAAGAGGAGCCCCCGCCCCGUUCCUGCUGCUGUCUGGGUGCUACUGGGGAAACUGGCCAUGGCCUCCAAACUGGGAACCCCUUCCCCACCCCAAUCCACUUUCCUUUUCCCACUCACUCUCCCCUUCUGAGCUCAGACCCUGGAGAUUGACCCCGAUGGGACAGGCCACAUGGCUCUCACCUCAGUGUCCCCACACACCUGUGACCUGAGUCAGGUCCAUGUCUUCUGCUCUGUGGGAUGAGAUGAGGCCAUUGUGUCCCUCCCUGCCUGGAGUUGUUUCCCAGUAUACUUGUUAGGGCCUGGACCGGCUAUUUCCAUCUCCUGACACCCCUCGCCCCCUUCCCCGGGCAUUCUAGAUGUCUAGGUUGGCUGGGAUCAGGGCUAUGAAUGGAAGGGAUGGAGAAUAAAUAGCAGGGUGGGCUUCUGGGGUCUGGGAGGGGCAAUCUUCAAAUUGGGGUGGGGGGUUGGGUAAGAGGAUGACAUCUCCCUGAGCUCCUGUCCCUUCCUCCCACACCUAUUAUCCCAGCUGCCUGGAUUCAGGGAAAGUGGGACAGCUGGGGUGGGGGUGGGGGGUGUGGGGAGUGGGAGAGGCGCUCCCUUCCGUAAAUCUUUGAUUGACAGUGCCCAAUUGUCUCACUUAUGCAGACCCCAGGUGUUAUGGGAGUUACAGUUUAUCAUCAAAAGAUUUGGGGUCUUCCAAGUUCUUUGGGUCAAGGACCUGAGAUCUGAAGGACUGACUUCACCUAGCUUGGGUGGGAGUGUUGAGGAGUAUCCAUCCCCCUUUAGAUCUCAGGCCAGAGAUGGGAUGCCCUGGGGAGACCCUUAGCUACCCUUUCCCUCUUCUCACAGUGCUCAAGGCCAGCCUACAGUCACACACGUCACCCAGACAUAAAGGAAAAGACACAUUUUUUAGGAAAUGUUUUUAAUAAAAGAAAAUUAAAAAAAAAAAUUUUAAAGACCCCCCCCAUCCCUUUGUGUGCCCCCCACUCUUGCCCCCAUUUCUGAGGUGCACUGGGAGGCUCCCCUUCUGUUUGGGGCUUGAUGACUUUUCUUGUUGUAGUUGGAGCUUUGGUGUUCCUGCUGAUGUCAUUUCCCAUCCACACACCCCCGACCUGGUCCACUCAGUGUUGUCACCAGAUCCGAUUUGUAACCCACUGAGAGGCCAGAGGGAAAUAAUCGCCCUCUCCCAACCUCUUUCUAGUGGUUUCUUUGCCUCUUUGGUUUCUUGUCUCUUUCACCCUUGCCCCUCUCCCUUGGGCUCUGAUGAAAAAUUGCUGACUGUAGCUUUGGAAGUUUAGCUCUGAAAACCGUAGAUGAUUUCAGUUCUAGGAAAAUAAAACCCAUUGAUUACUA
This is a messenger RNA of Cervus elaphus (red deer), 2402 nucleotides long. It is a transcript of the gene HDGF, whose product is annotated as heparin binding growth factor. The transcript is spliced from 6 exons. Gene Ontology annotation, molecular function: transcription coregulator activity; double-stranded DNA binding. Bases 318 to 1037 code for a protein of 239 amino acids. NCBI's taxonomy places the organism in Eukaryota, Metazoa, Chordata, Mammalia, Artiodactyla, Cervidae. The record is from RefSeq and is a predicted model, not a curated record. Gene Ontology annotation, biological process: regulation of transcription by RNA polymerase II. Gene Ontology annotation, cellular component: nucleus.